GCUCCCCUCCUCCCCCUGGCUGCAGAGCUAGCUCCCCUCCUCCCCCUGGAUGCUGAGCUCAGACUCCUCCCCUGGUCCUGCCUUUACCCUGGCUGCAGAGCUGCAUCCCCUCCUCCCCCUGGAUGCUGAUCUCUGCUCACUCCCCUGGUCCUGCCUUCACCCUGGUUGCAGAGCUGGCUCCCCUCCUCCCCCUGGAUGCUGAUCUCUGCCCACUCCCCUGGUCCUGCCUUCCCCCUGGCUGCAGAGCUAGCUCCCCUCCUCCCCCUAGAUGCUGAGCUCAGACUCCUCCCCUGGUCCUGCCUUCACCCUGGCUGCAGAGCUAGCUCCCCUCCUCCCCCUAGAUGCUGAGCUCAGACUCCUCCCCUGGUCCUGCCUUCACCCUGGCUGCAGAGCUGCAUCCCCUCCUCCCCCUGGAUGCAGAACGCAGACCCCACCCUCCUGCUGGAUGCUGAUCUCAGCCCUCCUGGAUAUGAAGGUUUCCCUAUAGGAUGAAAUGGAUGUUUGCUGACCAGAUAAGAGACAUCUACAGAGUGAGGAUAUGCUUAUUCUGAUAUAGCAUUUUCAGUGCCUAGACUGUGCAAAAUCAAGGGCAGAUUAUAACAUGUUGGCCUCAAGGAACGCCCUCAUGAGCAACCUGAACUAUGUACACCUGCAGCACGUGUCCCUUGGAGUACACCUAUCUAUGAGGCCUGAGGUGAUGGAAGCUCCCAUUAACCAAGACACAAGCCUGAAAGGUGUUUCUGGGUGCCACCACCAAUGGAAAGACAAUUCAGAACCAGUACUGGUGGAUGCCAAUUCCAAUGACCCGUCAGUGCCAUGCCAAUGCUGUGAGCAGCAUGCGAGGCAAGGGGACACUCUACAGUAUGGCUUGAAGGACCAUACGGAGGCAAUUAUGUACGAUAAGUGUCUGUCUCCAAAUGACCUUCCAUUGAGCCCCUUGUCUCCGUCCUCUCCCUCAACAGACAGCAGCAGUUCCUCAGACUUCACUCUGGAUGAUUCUCCUGUCUCAAUGUAUUACAAGGAAUACUCACAGGAUGCCCUGGAGUCCCCUGACCAGCAGCCAGAAAUUAUUCCUCUGGAUGUGGACACGGAAGCGCCCAGUUCUCUUCAACUACAGAGCUCUACAAGUCUCUUGCCACAAGCAGCCUGCAAGACACUCGUUCUAGACCCAUCAAGUCCCAGACAUCCAGAGAACAUGAACAAUAACAACACAGAGCCAAUAGCUGCUCUAGAUUGUAACUCGGAAUCUAUAUUGGACAGCAACUGUAAUGCUCUUGUAGAGAGUCAACAACUUGACCAGACAUCAUUGUCUUCCUCUUUGACAAACAUUGAUACAGUUGUAGGGCCCAUAACUCAAACAAACAUAGAGAGACUGGACAGUACAGAUGCAAACCUUGCACACGUUCCCCACUGGCCUGUCGACAGUGAUCUUCUUCCAGGUCUGUCCUUCACGGGAAAUGUUUCUACAGAAACACCAAAGAAGACAAUUACUUCAUUCCAUGAGCUGGCCCAGAAGAGGAGAAAGAGUGGAGGGCUGUUGCUGCCACAGCUGAAGAAAGACCGAAGUGAUUGGCUUAUUGUUUUUUCCCCAGACACUGAGCAGCCACCCGUCAAUGAACUGACAGUAUCUGCUUUUCACCACGGGGUUUUGGUGCCUCAAACCCAUUCGUUGCCAGCAGGAAAGGAAGUCACUACAUUCAGGGAGUUGAGGUAUCGCAACACGCUUAAUAAACAGAGCGUUCAUCAGGGAAAGGUCCACAGCUUUUGCUUUGGGGAGAUGGGACCUUCCGAACCUUCAGCCGCAGGAAAUGUCUCAUAUUUGUCUUGGGAGCAGAAUGGCUCACCCCAUUUAGUCACAAAAGAAAUGGUUCUCGAAGACCCAGCUGUGAGAGAGAUUGAAUACCAGAAACAGGAUUAUCAACCUAGACCUAAUCAGGCCAAAAGCUACCAGAAACCUGAUGCAAACAUGCAAAAAGCAGACACAGCAGAGGUUUCAGGGAAAGUGUGGUCAUUAAGUGGUCACAAAAUAUCUACAUUUGUGGAUACAUUAUCAACCACAACAGGACGGUAUGAUGAAUCCACUUUAAAGAGUGAACUCUGCAGCAGACCUGCGAAAGACAUUGUAUCCACCAAGGCAGGAGUCUGGGGUCGAGGAAUGGCAGACGGGGGCGACAAGAGAUGCCAAGAAGUUGGAGCCUCUGCUUUCCCUGCUUCCAAUCUAUUUAUCCGUCUGGCUACUAACAUGCGGCCGCUUUACCCGUCUUAUCCCUUCUCACCGCAAAGUUCAGCCCCGGCCUUUCCCCGUUUCCUGCCCUGGUACCCGAGCUUUCCGCCCCGCUUGUCCCCUGUGGGGGCCUACUCUCCCCCUCAACGGGCACUGCUCCCAUUGGAAAUCACUCCGGAUAUGUCUGUCCUGCUGUCACCGAUGUUUCCAAAGAACAAGAGCAGAGAGAAGGCACCACACUGCGUCGCCAUGACGGACACGCCAGACCCAGAUGGUGAGCGCGCCCCGUUGAUGGCGGAUGCGUCUGGAAACUCCGUUCAGCAGCAGAAGAAAGGCCUCCUCAUCGCCAUCGGCUUCUCCGUGGAGAAGAUCGUCUCGCAUUUUAACACCAGCAGAAACCAGGUGCAGAAGACACAGCUUGGGGACAGCAGACUGAGUCCAACACUAGGCUACCUCAUCCUAAACCACCUAUGCCCCUCACUGUAUGCCUUGCUGGGGGAUGGACUGAAACAGUAUCAGAAGGACGUGAUUGUUGGCCGGAGACGGCUGAGCCCUUGGAGCCUAGUGGAGACCUCCAGUAAAACUGGCCCCAAGUCCCUGCAGGCCGUGUACAGUAAAGUCAGCAGCCUCCAACAACUGCGAGACCCUCAGAGAAGGUUCAACGCCUUCAUCUAUGGACUUCUGAAUACAAAGCUGCUGGAUGUUUGGGUGUCACAUCUGCAUCACACGUACGCUCAGCUGUCCGUCCUCUUUCUUCCUACGGGAUUCCUGCCCUUGGCGGAGACGUGGCCAGAACUGUACGAGGAGCUGAUUCUGACCUUACAGCCUCUGUCUGCUCUGACCUUUCACAUUGACCUCCUGUUUGAGCAUCAUCAUCUCCAGCUGCAAGAUGUGCCAAGCCUGCAGCGGGUGCCUGGUCCCGGACAGACGUCACACAACUGGGGCAUACCGUCUUUCCAGCACCUACUAGACAUCGGGGGGUGGAUCACACACAACCUCACAGGCAGUGCAGAGACAGCCACAGAGCCACCAAGCAAGGGAAAACCUGAGGAUGCAUGCUCUUACAAUGGCAGUCCGACCUUCCACGCCAGGGAUCGUCCACAAGAACGAUCUGUGCCAGGCAGAGAUGACCUGCCAGAGUCAACAGCGCAGCAUGACGACCACCGACAGUGUCUCCUCUCUCCUGGUGCCAGCACAACGCAUGGCAGAGACUCCAGCAACAACUGGUGGGAACAUCUAAACCAGGCCUCUCGCAUGUAUCUUCCCUCAAAAACGGAUUCCUUUUCUUUCGCCAACCUUAAGAACCUAACAACCUGGGGCACCUCUGCCGCUGGGCACGGCCAAAGCGUAACCACCGUAGAAGGAAGGGAUGUGGAGAACUCUUACAGCUUGGACUCCCAGGACACUGUUAGUGAAUCCCAGAAGCAGCUCUAUGACUGUCUCAAUGACUCUAUGAAAGCCAGUGAUACAGGAGGCUCGGAUAAAGGCCCUAAACUGAGCAACACAAGUUCUGAGCGGGUACAGGCUGCCAGGACGCUGGGUGACAGCAGGGAACAACGUCAUGGCAAUGAGAAGAGAGGAACAUGGCUCGGCCAACUCUUUGGUGCAAGUUCCUCUCAUAGCCCAGAUAUGGAGGGAAGAAAUGUAAAAUCAAGACGCCCGUCUAGUUGGCUGCCACCAAAUGUCAAUGUUUGGAGCCUCAUUCGAAAGCCUUUAAAAGUGGAGAUCAUCUCAGAGGAGCCAGAAACUGGACAGAAGUCUAGCCGCAAGCCGGAAAGGUCCCUACGUGCGCUCUGCGAUCAUGCGGCCGCUGGUGAGACCCAGCUAAGUUUUAAAAAAGGGGAUAUCCUUCAGCUUCUUGGGACUGUGGACGAGGACUGGAUCCAGUGCCGGCAUGGAAGGGAUACAGGCCUGGUUCCGGUGGGGUACACUUCCCUGAUCCUGUGACGUGCAGAUGUACAAGUCUAUCAGAGCUUUGUUUCCCCAGUUCCAUGGACUUCUCACCAGAAGGUCUGGCUUAUAACAGUAUCUGCAGGAAAACAAGGUGUUCCGUUCGUCGUCCGUGUUAUCUGCUACAUGUAUGUGACAAAUGUUUAGGACUACAGCCCUACUGGAGGCAGGAUUAAAGUGCAAGCUUUUGGGGUACAGGUGGAGAGAGUUUUGUUACUUGCUAAAAUAAGGAUGAAGACUGUAUCAGUGACCAUGUAGCUUAGCCCCAGGGCUGCACGGUAUAUCUCCUACUAUACAGGGUCCGCUCUGGUCCAUGUAUCCGAUGGGCACAGGAAUGAGCAGGAGAUUGGAACCAGGGAUUACUUCGUGAUAAAUAACAUGGAUUAUAUAAUGUGUGAGCUACUGAUUAUAUCAAAUCUUUAUGUAUUAUUAGAGAAUAUUGGCGCCCCUAUAGUAAUACUGUAUACUGCACUUCUAUACGAUGUGACUAGUAUGUAUUUAUAACCCACAAAGCGCAGAACACCAGAAACGACGUAUAAUAAAAGGUGAUUCCUCUG
Messenger RNA from Pseudophryne corroboree (corroboree frog), 4731 nucleotides. RefSeq names its product RUN and SH3 domain containing 1 (gene RUSC1). The transcript has 11 exons. Bases 602 to 4171 code for a protein of 1189 amino acids. Gene Ontology annotation, cellular component: cytoplasmic vesicle. Gene Ontology annotation, molecular function: protein binding. The record is from RefSeq and is a predicted model, not a curated record. Lineage: Eukaryota; Metazoa; Chordata; Amphibia; Anura; Myobatrachidae.